AUGCAACGAUUACGAUCGACGGUGGAUAUAAGCAAGUACUUUGAAGAGUUCGUCGACGACAGUCUUGUUCAUAAGUGCGUACGAGUCCGAUGCCAGAGCUGUGGCUUCGUUCGACCGAAGAACGCGACUUGCCAGGCAGAGCAUCUGAGCCAAUGCAAGGACUUUCUGUCCACUACUGAAGGAGAAGAGCUGUUGACGAGCGGGGGCCUGACCAUCAGUGAUGAACAAUAUCAGAAUGCAGCCAUCUGGACUGGCGCAAGACCGAGCCCCGAUCUUUUGGUCAAUCGUUGUGGUCCGAAUGGUGCUCUUAUUGGAAUGGCGCCAAGUGGUUCUAGUCCGCGGCCUUCCCUACCUAGAAACUCACACCUUGCUGAAGCGCCCUCGUUGGCUCAACAUCUGCUGGCUCAAGCUGAAGAUUUACUGACGAACGGUACUCAACAUACCUUCUUGUCACAUGCAGGUUGUGGAUUGCUGACCGAGAGCGCUCUCAAUCAAUGGCUGACGCAGAUCGGGUACAUCUCACGGUCGCUGGUCUCAUUCACCGGAGCACUGAUAGGCAAGAUCCGCAUACCCGAAAUCGACGACUUAGAACGUGACUCAACGUUCCGGUGUCUAGACUUGCUGUGCUCUGCGGUAAAUAAUAUGAAAAAGGAGCUAGAGUUUCUUGAAGCUACCAAACGCAAGUACGGACUCGAGGUCAGCUUUGACGAGCCGAAACCUCCCACCAAAGGCUUCAUCGAUCUGUUCAAUAGUGCCUCAUGUCCGUCCGCAACAUUGCUCGAGGGCAUGGUGAUGCUAUGGGCUAUCGAAAAUCUCUUCCAUAGCUCCUUCUCCUACGCGGCUAGAUUCGUCACUCGAACAGUCCCAAGAUCAUCACCACAAAUUCCCUACUCCUUCCCAUCCUCCUUGCCACCAGGAGCACCUGCGGACCCAAAUGGCGUCCAGUCAAAACCAAAAGACGGCCACACCACAGCCAUCCGCGAGGCAUUCAUCGAAAACUGGAAAUCAGAAAACUUUGGCCGCUUCGUAGCUGCCUGCAGAUCCAUCGUCGAUGAGCUCGCCAUGGUCCAGCCGCCAGGCAACAGCUGGAACGAGAUGUUAGCCUGCGAACGCGUCUUCAAACAAGCCGUCUGGCUGUGGGGUCAGAUGUUCCCUGAGGUCAUGGGCAUGGAAGAGCAGGAUGAGUUGGAUGGCGGCAGAACGCCCGCGAGAGUAGAGACGACGGCGCGAUAG
Messenger RNA from Penicillium cinerascens, 1233 nucleotides. RefSeq lists its product as uncharacterized. The transcript has 3 exons. The coding region runs from base 1 to 1233 and encodes 410 amino acids. Lineage: Eukaryota; Fungi; Ascomycota; Eurotiomycetes; Eurotiales; Aspergillaceae. The record is from RefSeq and is a predicted model, not a curated record.